Molecule: messenger RNA, 4502 nt
Organism: Bemisia tabaci
Lineage: Eukaryota; Metazoa; Arthropoda; Insecta; Hemiptera; Aleyrodidae
Gene: Wdr24
Product: WD repeat domain 24
Biological process (GO): cellular response to amino acid starvation; positive regulation of macroautophagy; positive regulation of TORC1 signaling
Cellular component (GO): cytosol; GATOR2 complex; vacuolar membrane
Molecular function (GO): protein binding
Source: RefSeq, a predicted model, not a curated record
UCAUCAGAAUCGGCAGAAUUUGUCGAAGUUACUCAACUCCAAUACUUCAUAGACCAUGAGUUUCUUAAAAAGUUUAUCGUUUACUUUAUUUAGCUGAUUUGAAGAGGUGUCCGGUCCGUUUAAAAAUGUGAAAAUGAAAAUACACCGCCCUACAUUCAUCAUGCUGGCGACUGUUCCAGCACCUCCAUCUCAGAAAACCAGUUUUGCCAUGUAUUUCAUCCUCUGAACUCAUCCGAUCCUUCCAUUUGAAACCAUAAAUCGUCUCAAUGACUGCCAAAACUAUGUUCGUCACUCAAGAAGGGCCAGCCAAUGCCCUAGCCUUGAAUAAAGACAACUCGCAGGUUGUCAUCGCUGGCAGGAACGUUUUCAAGGUUUUUUCGAUCGAAGAAAAUGAAUUCGUUGAAAGCUGUAACUUAAGAGUGGGGAAAAAUCUGAACCUGAAUUUUUCAUGCAAUGAUGUAGCGUGGAAUACCCUUGAAGAUAACAUUCUGGCCACUGCAGCCACCAAUGGCGCUGUUGUCGUGUGGAAUUUAAACCGACCCUCGCGCUCCAAACAAGAUCAUGUAUUCUCUGAUCACAAGAGGACGGUGAACAAAGUCAACUUCCAUGCAAUUGAACCAUCAUGGCUCAUCUCUGGUUCUCAAGAUGGAACCAUGAAAUGUUUUGAUUUGCGAGUCAAAGAAGCCAUUCGCACCUUUUACAGUAAUACAGAAAGUGUUCGAGAUGUGCAGUUCUGUCCUCACUCAACCCCAAUCUUUGCUGCAGUCUCAGAGAAUGGCAGUGUCCAGCAGUGGGAUCUGCGUAAACCUGAACGCCAUGUUUUCCAAUUUUCUGCUCACAGUGGCCCUGUGUUUGCCUGUGACUGGCAUCCGGAGCAUUCAUGGCUUGCGACAGCCAGCCGAGAUAAAACUAUAAAGGUUUGGGACUUGAGUACUGCCAAACCAUCUUUAGAGCACAUCAUCAACACCAUUGCAUCAGUAGGUCGAAUAAAAUGGAGGCCGCAGAGGAAAUAUCAUAUUGCAUCCUGCGCUCUUGUUGUUGAUUGCAGCAUCAAUGUCUGGGACAUUCGGCGUCCCUAUGUCCCCUUCGCUUCUUUUGACCAACAUAAAGACGUAGCAACUGGCAUUGCAUGGCGAGGCGAUCCACAAAUUUUCCUCUCCACUAGCAGAGAUUGCACUUUGUACCAUCACAACUUUAAAGAUGCCACUAGACCAGCCGAUAAAGCAAACCCUCAAGGUAUUUCAUUCAACACCCAAGGAGAUAUUGUGUACUCUUGGCGCGUGAACACCAAUACAAAUAAGUCCUCUAAAUUACCAGGACUUCUCAGGCGGAAUGCAGCAACUAGUGAUGACUUUGUCAAUGCCAAUAGCAGCUUAAGUUACUUCAAAAAGAGUAAUUUAGGCUUGAAAGGAGAUAAUGCUUUCCUGCUGUGUGCUCAAAGGUAUUUGUUAACAGGACGACCCCUGGCAGAUUUAUGUGAUCAUAAUGCAGCGGUUGCCAAGGAUCUAGGAAAAACUAAUGUGAGCAUAGUUUGGAGUAUAAUUAAAACUCUUUACACAACCAAAGUAGGCGAUUUUGGACAGCAGACUCCUUCUCGAGAAGAUGCUCAGAGUGCAACCAUGUCGACCGGCCACAUUGAUCGUGAUAAGAAGGAUGAAGCUGGUGACAUUGAAAAGAAAGUCAACAAAACACCCAACAAUGAAAAAGAUGACUACGAAAACGAGGAAGACGAAAAGCUCAAGUUAGCAGAAGACCCUGCUGUGUCGUUUGGUGACUUCUUCUUCGGCGACUCUGAGAUGGAUCCACUUAGCAUCGACUUUGAACGCGUAGGUAACAUUGGUUUAACCGGUGGACUCGUAACUACAACAGAUAGAAUUGAUAUUCAACAGCCGGAUUGGACGUUACCGACCGAGGCUUUCGCUCUUCGACAUGAGCUUCAAGACCGCUCACCUCCGCCAGAGCAGUUUCCUAAUUCAGACUCCCCGGAUCUUAAUGAUGAAGCCACCGCUUUGGGAGUGGAAGAUCAACCCUCUUCUCUUCUUUGUGUAUCCUGGUGUCUAAGGCUACCUCACUGGGACCCAAGUAAUGUUGUUGUUGCUGCCUUGAAGCAUCAUGCCAGUCAAGGCGAUAUCCAAACGUCAGCAUCUGUUUUACUCGCCCUAGGAGAGAAGAGACGAAGUUUGAUCAAUAAUGCGGAACUGGAUGAAUCAACUCAAGAACAAUGGUUGUUAGCAUACAUCGACAUGUUGACACGAUUUAAGCUGUGGGAUGUUGCAACACAGGUGAUCCAGUUAUCAUGGAUUAUGAGCGUGUGUCAACUGAACCAGCAAUCGACAACAGUCCACACUAGCUGCGGUCAGUGCGACAAACCCUUGAUCCGCAGUGGCUGGUUGUGCGAUCGGUGUCACACCGCAAACAGUGCUAUCUGCGCUUUGUGCCACAGAGUUGUAAAGGGUUUGUAUGCAUGGUGCCAAGGAUGCUCGCAUGGUGGGCACAUGGAGCACAUACAAAAGUGGCUCGAAACAAACAAAGUUUGUCCGACUGGUUGUGGUCAUUUAUGUGAGUACACUUGAAGGACCAAACUGACGGUAGAUUGUUUUUGUCAGUUUGAGUAUUUACUCUGUCAACAGUCUUAUUCCCGGAAGUCACCUCCGGCACUUUUUCCUUCCACACAAAAUGUUGAGAAGUUCACAGGAGAGUAAUGAUAGAAUUUUCAUUUUUCUCAUUCUUGAACAUUACCGUCAGUAUUUUGCAAAGUGCCGUUUAAGUAGGAAGUUGAGCACUUACAAAAUCAGGAUGUAAUCUUGAAAUGGAAGAAAAGUCCACAUGAACAAUUCAUCAGUAGACUGCAAAAUUAUACAUUCAAAUGAUUUUGGAAAGCAGGUGCAAAAGAUUCUGUCAAUGUUUUGAGUGGUCUUUUUUUCUAAGCUCAUUACGGCAGUUUUACUCCAACACAAAAUGUAAUGGGAAGGAGUACUUCGCUCUUACAUCUUGAUUUUCCUCUCGUUUCUGUUUUCUUAGUUGUUCCAAAGAAAAAGUAGCAUGCCUUUUGUCCCUUUUUGCCUAAGAACGGACAGCAUAUGGAUUUUAAGCAUAAAGAAAUGCGGAAAAUGAAUUUAAGGAAGUAUCUGAGGAUAAACAUCAUUUGCAAGAAAGACUUAUUCCAAAAUGGAUAUUCAUUCUUCUUGCCUGAUUACGAGUAUAUCGCUUGAUCUGCCAUUUAAACCUAUAGAAAAGGAUCGAUGAAUAGGGUGUUCGCAAUGAACACCUUAAUGAUCGAUUCUUUACCAUAGCUUCAAUUUGGAAAAUUUAGAAAUUCGAUCAUUCACGCCUCGCCACUGGCAAUGUUGCCAGGCUGUGGCUGAUGUAGUCAGGUGAUUCCGAGUAAAUCUGUCGCUUUAAUUUUUUACCAAAGUUGAAUCCCCGUUCCUGUGCUUAACUUGUUAAAAAUCUUCAGUUACUAAAACUUUCAUAGUUUUACUGUUGAGAUGAGACAAGUUAGUUUGACUAAGAGUCAAAGUAUAAAAUAUUAAUUAUUCACGUCCCCAUACCCAAUUGCAUGAAGAUUGUGACGGGUUUUUCUUUUGAGGAAGAUAAAUCGCACCCUGUAAAAUCGUCCUUUCCCUUUUUACUGCACAGUCACUGUGUUUGAUCCAUUGAAGGAGGAGGCAAUACUGGGAAUUCAAAUUGGACUAUAGAUUUUGCUGUAACGAACUAUUAUAUCCUGCUGACCUAUGGAAGCUCCUAUCUGCCUAGAGAAACUACCGGUACAUACGUUGCUUUCAAACUGAACCAGAAAUAGUAGUUCCCUAUAGCAAAAUAUAGUCCUAAUCCUUCCUCGAAGCAAUGCAGGUAUGUCCUGCAACUUUAAAAGCUGAGUUUUGUUUAGGUUCCAAGGGAUUCAUGCUCAGUGAAUUGGACAACAUUUCGCAGUAAGGAAAAUACCUAUUCCUGGCCCAUCCUUAGAAGCACCUAUUCCCAUUGGAAACUAUAAGGAUAAAUCGAUGUCCUAAGUACAAAACCACAUAUCUCUGUUUGUAAUGUUGCAGACUUCCAAUCACACUUUAUUUUUUCACAGGAAAGCUAAUUAACCUGGGUUCUUGAGAACCUCCUUGAUUUUUCCUCAGUGCUAGCAGAAUAUUCUGUUUAAAUUUCAAACCACAGAGAAAGUUGGCUUGUUUCUCUUCGAUAAAAUAAAAUAAAAUAGAAGCAGAAAUUUUGAAACAUCGCAAUAGAGUUACAUGGUUUUGCACUUUGGCUGUCGAUACGCUUUUUCUAGCAGGAGUCAGGAAUUUUAGGUUUUAUUUGCAAAUGCAGUCCAAUUGAGAUGCUCCCUAAAAUCAUCUGUGAUAAAACUAACUAGUUAGGUGUUUAUAGAUUCAUGUAUCUUAGUGAAAUUCUUUUUGUAAGUUUUUAUGCUGUUUGUAGAUUUCUUGUUUCUGGCCGAUUCCUUUUCUUUGUGUGUGUAAGCAAUAAAUAGAUAAUUUUUUUUUCAGUUUAAA